UUGUCGCAAAAAAUAUUCAACCAACCAACUUUUACGUCAUCGACAGUGAAAUGGCAGACAACAUUGCUGAUGUUCGUGUACUUCCGUGUACAGAUUCCAAAUAUAUCAGACCGUUCAGAAUUCAUUAUAAACAGGAUGGAAUCGAUAAGACGUGGGACUAUAUGAAGGUGUAUAACAGUGUUAUUAUUUUGAUAUUUAAUGUUACAAGAAAAGUAUUCAUAAUGGUAAAACAAUUUAGACCAGCUGUGUAUGCUGCUAGGGUUGAAGUAGAAAAUGGUAGAAUUGACACAACUAAGUUUCCAGGUAGUCUUGGAAUGACCUUUGAACUCUGUGCUGGACUGGUUGAUAAAUCGGGCAGUAUAGAACAGCUGGCAAAACAAGAAAUUCUUGAGGAAUGUGGAUAUGAUGUAAAAGUGGAAUGUUUAGAAAGAAUAACUUCAACCAGAAAUGUUGGUACAUCUGGUAGUCUACAGACAUUAUACUAUGUGGAAGUGACAGAUGAAAUGAAGGUGGCUGCUGGCGGAGGUUUAACAGAAGAAGGGGAGAUGAUAGAAGUUAUAGAACUCCCAUUAAAAGAUACCAAACACUUCAUCAUGGAUGAAUCUAUACCAAAACCUCCCAAUCUUCAGUUUGCAUUUAUGUGGUUUUAUGCAAAUAAGGCCAAAAAUCAUGAAAACUAAUGAUGUAAAUAGAAACAAUUGGUUACAAUAACCGAAGAGCAAUUUGACUUGCUUCUCAGGAUGUAACAUGCAUUCCUUUACACUUCUGUAUUAUCGUAUAAUAAUAUAUCGUAUUGAGAAUUAUACACAUUCAUCUCUCUUUUAUUAUUGUUAGCUGAAAACAGGGACUUAGUUUAACCUCUGUGUAUC
Molecule: messenger RNA, 869 nt
Organism: Saccoglossus kowalevskii
Lineage: Eukaryota; Metazoa; Hemichordata; Enteropneusta; Harrimaniidae
Product: uridine diphosphate glucose pyrophosphatase NUDT14-like
Biological process (GO): nucleoside phosphate metabolic process; ribose phosphate metabolic process
Molecular function (GO): UDP-sugar diphosphatase activity; metal ion binding
Source: RefSeq, a predicted model, not a curated record